AUGAAAGAUGUCUUCACCUUAAAUCUUCUCCUCAAAGAAGCCAUUGCCCAUGGCUGUCAUCACAAAGCCUUUCAACUCUUUAACCAGUUUCAAAGUUCAGGAGGUCGCCCUAAUACUUAUACCUUUCCACUUUUGGCAAAAUCCUUAAUUUCCAUUUCUGCCCUUCCCUGUGCUCCAUCUCUCCAUUGUUUAGCUCUCAAACAAGGCUUGAGUUCUGAUAUAUCAGUUGCCACCUCUUUUGUGGCCCUUUAUGGCAAAUUAGGAUUUGUAAAAAGUGCACUAAGGGUGUUUGAUGAGAGAGAAGAGAGAGAUUUUGUUUUAUUCACUGCUAUGAUCUCUGUUUACGUUGAAAAUGGAGCUUUUGAUGAGGGUUUGAGAUUGUUUGGGAGCUUGAAUAAAGAGGGGUUGAGGCCUGGUGCAAUUACCUUGGUUUCAGCUCUAAUGGCGUGUAUGAAUAUGUCUGAAAAUCUAUGGGGAAAAGGGGUUCAUGGGUUUGGUUUAAAGAUGGGUUUUGGACAUGAUUGCUUCUUCGGAGCUUGUCUUGUGAGCUUCUACUGUAAAAUUGAGUGUUUUAGAGGUGCCCAUAAUGUGUUUGAUGGAGUUUAUCAUAGAGAUGUUGCUCUGUGUAAUGCAAUGAUUUCUGGGUUUGCACAGAGAGGGAUGGAUUUGGAGGCGUUUGGUUGUUUUAGAGAGAUGAGAGAGAAUAGUUUUAGAGUUAACGCGAACACGAUCACUGGUUUACUAAAGGUUUGUGCUAAUUCUGGUGCUAAUUGGUUAUCUGAGAUGGUGCAAUUGGUUCAUAGUGUUUGUAUUAAAGUUGGUCUUGACCAUGAAAUCAUGGUUGCUACCUCUAUUCUUGAUGGCUAUGGAAAACGUGGCUUAUUAGGUUGUUCAAGCCUCAUAUUUGCUCAAAUGCCUGUGAGAAGUAUUGUUUCAUGGACUGCCCUGAUGGGAGCUUAUGUGCAUAAUGGACAUGGCCAUCAUGCAUUGAAGCUAUUGCAUCAGAUGCAAAUUGAGGGUGUUAAGCCUGAUAUGGCAGCUCUAGUCUGUGCAUUAUCGGCUUGUGGGCAUUUGGGAAGCCUAAAGCAUGGAUCAUGCAUCCACGGAUAUAUCAUAAGGAAUUUUUGUGAAAUUGGACAUGUUGGGAUGACGACCAUCAUCAACAUGUAUGCCAAGUGUGGCAGCUUGGCUUCUUCUUACGCUUGCUUUGAUGGCAUGGCAUGUAAGAAUUUGCAUGCAUGGAGUUCAAUGAUUCGAGGUUAUGGCAUGCAUGGCCAUGCCAUAGAAGCCAUGCAUCUUUUUGAUGAGAUGUUAAUGAAUGGUGUAAAACCUGAUGGGGUCAUCUUCUUAUCGGUCCUAUCAGCUUGUAGCCAUGGAGGCUUGGUGGAGGAAGGUAAGCAUUAUUUCCAUGUCAUGACCCGUGACCAUGGCAUCGAGCCUAAUGAGAAGCACUAUGCAUGCAUGGUUGACCUCUUGAGCAGAGCUGGUAGGCUUGAUGAGGCUCAUAGUCUUUUGAUGACCAUGCCCAUGCAGAAGAGCAUGGCCAUGACAAAAAGCAUGGGUGCAAGUGCUUAUGGGGCAUUGCUAGGUGCAUGCCAAACUUAUAAUGCCUUGGGCUUGGGUGAAUCAGUUGCUAAGCAUCUCAUCAAUAAUAGGCUAGAAGAUGAAGGUGCUCAUAUCCUGGUAUCAAAUAUUUAUGCAUCAAGGGGGUAA
Molecule: messenger RNA, 1713 nt
Organism: Amborella trichopoda
Lineage: Eukaryota; Viridiplantae; Streptophyta; Magnoliopsida; Amborellales; Amborellaceae
Source: RefSeq, a predicted model, not a curated record